AUGCGCGACGCGGCCGCAGCGGGGAACCCCGCCCACACACGUCACCGUCCCUCUCCCCCGGCCAAUGACAGGCGGAUAGGGCGAGCCGCUGGAGGUCAUGUGGCGCUGGUAACUAAGGGGGACGUUGAGCGGGAGGGAUCGGUGCGCCGGUUCCAGGCUUCGGGCUCUGCCAUGUGUUGUCGGCUCUUGGUGUUGGUGCUCCUGCUACCGCCGUUGUCAUCUUCGGUCGUGCAGCACAUCCAUAAACCAGUGACCCUCAACAGCACUGGGUCGCCCGACCCCCAGCGCAACGCCACCGCCACGUCCGACACCACCGCCACGUCCGUCGCCACCGUCUUCGGCAGCAUAACCUCCCUGCUGCGCCAGAUCCCCGCCCUCGAGGGCCUGGUGCUGGCGUCCUGCGCCGGGGCUUUCCUGCUGGUCGUCUGCCUGAUGCUCAAAGUGUUCAGGUCUAGAAGAAGACUUAGGAAAACAAGGAAGUAUGACAUUAUUACAACACCAGCAGAAAAAGUGGAAAUGACACCUCUUAAUGAAGAUGAUGAUGAUGAUGAAGAUGCAACAGUGUUUGAUGUGAAAUACAGCAGGUGAAGAUUUGUGUAAAAUGACUGCUAUACGGAUGGCCAAUCGCACUGUGCCAACCACCAGCCACAAUAAUCUUCUGGAAGAAAACUGGGAUUCCCAUGUCAUCUGUGUGUUAAUGUUUCCUUCAGUUUCUUGUGUAUAAAGAACAGAAGUGUAUAGGAAAAUAUUAAAUUAUCAUCAUCCAGUUUAUCACCAGCACAAUAUUUACAUGUUUCCCAUGGACUUUGUAGAAAGGGUUUUUUUUCCAAACUCAAGAAUUUCUGGUGUAUAUUUUGAAAUGCAUAGUAUUGCAUCUUAUGGUAGUGAUUUUGUAUUUGUUGUUUGUUGGAAAUAGUUUAUCUGCACUACAAUAUUGAGGUGAAGUGGAAUGUAGAGUAACACAAAUGAAUUUUUUGGAUAAAGUUUAGAAUGUAUUCUUUAGUUUCAAAACAAUAUAUAUUACCAUUAGGUUGUGAUAGCUUUCAAAAACAGUAGAAAUUUAUUCUCAGUCACUUGAGCUGAGCGUACAUACAAUAUAGAGUAGCAGCUGUGCUUUCAAAAUUCAGUUCUAUUAACUUAGUGAAACUCCAUUUUGAAAGUGGAAUGCAAUGCACAGCCACUCUUAUGUGUUUAGCACAAGUGAGACAGGAUGAAUUUCAAUUCUGUAGUUGGACAUAAAUGUGAAGCAUCACCAUAUCUGCAAGUUAACAUUGUUCCUUCAGUAAGAGAUCAUGACUAGUCCCAGAUAUAUUUGUGCUUAUCUGUGUAUAUGUGCUUUUGGGAUUGUGAGCAAAUCAACUGAUUAGCAAUAGGAAUCGGUAUGCAUUCUGCAUUGUUGAUAUGGAUCAACGUAAGCACCGAGCUGGAACUGGCAUGAUCUAUAACUUGUUGGGCAAAUACAUUAACUUGCUUUAGCUUUUAUUGGAUAGGUGCACAAUGAAUUAGAGCUACAUAAGUUGCUUACCAAAGGCAUUUACUGAAAUAUGAAUCCAGGUAUUGAAUUAUAGUGCAAUUGAUACGAACUAUAACCAAACUAGGUUCAGUGUACAGAAGGAGGUCCUGGUACAAUUUAAGACUGACUGUAAGAGCUGAAACAAUACUGCAGGCACUUCAAGUUGAGUUGGUUUGCUCUAAUCAUAAGAACUUCAAAUUCAAACAGUACAUUGGCAGACUCCUUUCUUUAAAACAAACUACAAUGCCCGGAUAUGAACUUAGUUUAGGGUGGGGCUACCUUACUGUCCUUCAGAGGAAAUCGUGCAUUGUUAUUACUGGUUUAUAUAGUAAGUUUAUACCAUUAGACAACAGGAAAAACAGCAUUAUGUCUUUAGUGGGUUCCAAUACCUUUUCGUUUUGUUGUGGUUUAGUUCAACAUGCCUCAUUCAAAUAUUGCUCUAGUCAUAAUGAUCUUUGCAAGCUGAACCUAUGAUUAAAUUUCUCAGAACAAUCACUAAAAUGUGGAGGAAGGGUAGGAAAUUUUCUGCCAUGCAACAACAUUUAUCAUCACAGUUUGUAUAGCUCCUAAAGAGAACACUGCAUUGUUGAGAAUGUCCUGUUAUAAUUCAAGGUUGUUAGCUCAAUGGAAUCCCCUAGUGGUAGACUGCAAAUAUCUAGUAUACUGUGAAAAGAGAGGUAAUAUAACUGAAGGUAAUUUUAUCUGGAUAUUUUUAAAGAAAAAGAACCUCUUGCACACAUUGUCUGUAGAAAUUUGAAUCGUUCUCAACUUGUUUUUGCCUCAGUGAAGUCAAAAGAAGAGGUUGGCACAAAACAAAAUGCUUGAGCACCAAUUUUGCAUAAAGGAGAAUUUCAUACUUUUCACUACCUGUUUUAGUCUGAUGACCUAAUACUAAAAAGAAUGACUGAGAAAGGUAGAUGAAUCCUGCUGGAAUGACAGGCUGAUAAAAUCAGCUGACAUACCAUUUCUACAGAAGCAGGAGCACACCCUCACUGCUGCUUCCACGGGCACAAACCUAAACUCUAUUCUUUCAGGAUAUUACAGACUGAGAGCUCUUCCCUGAACUAAUUAACCUAUCACAUCAGUUAAAUUGUUACUCUGUCAGUGCCUUAAAUUGUAGCUAGCUAUUUUUCUUUACACCUCCAUAGAUAAAAUGCAGCAUUGCUAAGUCAGCACUGGUAAAGAAUGCCAACCCUCAGAUAUGUAGAUUAUGCCACCGUGCUUAAUGUUCCCUAAAGUGCAGCCAAAGAUGGGAGGAUGAGAUCUGCAGUUAAUCUACUUUCACCACAAUUCAAGUGGGCAUAUUUUAACAAUUUUACAUUGUCUGCCAGACCUGCAGUCCUAGUUAUAGCACUCAUUAUGGUCUGUGCUGCAUCCACUAAGCAUGGUUUCAGCAAACUUCCCUUUUCUGAUUGCUGUCUAUUAUCCGUGUCUGAAUGUUGAUUGAGAACAGGAUGGAAACUCUGGCUCACUGUUUGGAAGAGGUACUAAAGGGUGGGGACAGGAUUAGACUCUGCCAUGACGUCCGAACAAAUGAACCUUUUGCUAUUCUUUGUCAAGGAAAGUCAUGUAAUCCUUCACAAUCUUGGAUGUUCCUUUCUAGCCAUUGAGCUACUUUUAGAAGUGUAGCCACUGAUGUGGUGUCAUCUGGGAUUAGAUUUUUAAAAAAUGUGGCCACUUGGGAGAAAUGGGAAACUUUAUUCUUACAACCAUAUCCCUAAAUGAGUCAACACUUUUUGCAGAGAGGUACCGUUUAAGCAAAGAAAGUGGAAUCUCUUUAAAUUGAACAAUGUGAGGACUGGAUUAUGGGGAGCAGGUGGGAAGGGAUAUUUGAUUUAAUCUGUCUCAUAGGAGUGGACAGAAAAAUAGCCAACAAUCUGGACUCUCUAAUGGUUACUCCUGACUCCAAAAUUGUGGGCGAUCAGAUGCCGAUACACAUCUAUCGGAACUUACCAAUCAUUAUACAUGACCAGGUUACAUCUCCUGGUUCAGGUGCCAUUUUGUACUGAAUAUUGACAAUCAGCAUCUCUUUGAUUAUUGACAUUUUAGUCAAUGGGCUUUUAUAUCCUUUGUACAAUCAAUCUUUCAGGAGAACUUGGAAAUGAACAGAAAUUGUAUGUAUUUGAAAUAUCUAAAAUUAGUUGUUAAUCAUAUCAACUUAUUGAAUAAUGAAAUAACCUUGUGUUAUGCAAGUUUUAUGUUUACAUUUUGUACAAAUAAGGAAUAUUUUGUCUAGAUUUUACGCAACAUACAUUUUUCUUUUGGAAAAUUGUGAUUUUAUUAUUCAGGGCAGUAAGUUGAAGUUGCUUAGAGAACUGAAUGCAGCAUUCAUAACAAUGUUGUUUAUUUCCUUCAAUAUGCCUGAAGUCAAAGUGAAAUGAGCCUGUUGUUGAUUAAUGAGGCCAAUCCAUCUUGGAUCAUUUGUAACACACAAGGACCUUUGGAAAUUAUUCAUUUCUAUUUCAGUUUCAAGGGUGUAAGGAUCUAGUUUAUAGGGACACAAUUUUAAGAGUUAGUUGCAUUUUGGGAAGUUAAGAGAAUUUUGUUUUCUCCUUUUUGUAAGAGUUGUUGGACAAGAUAGUAGUAACAGACUUUGAAGCUGACAAUAUAACAACUCAGAAGUGAAAUUUUUAAAAGUUGUUUUGAGAAAGCACCUAGAUGAAACAGCCCUUUGUCAACUACCCCAUGGAAUCUUGCACGUCUCAAUGAUAUUACCUUUUAUUCUUAUAUAUUCUAAUGACCAAUUUUAUUCAACCUCCCUAUGGGAUAUCCCACUCAUCUUGGCAAUCAAUCCAGUCAAUUUAUGCACCAGUGCCUCCAAGGCAUGUAUAUCCUUAACAUUUUAAAAACCAUUGUGGAUAAUGAGAACAGAUUAAAACAUUUUAAGCAAGUAACUAAACCAGAAAAAGAAAAUUUACAAAACUUAGAAUGUCUUAUUAUUUCAGCUCAUGGAAUAGACAUAAAUUAGGCAGUCAAAGCAGCCUUCUGUAGUGAGAUAAUCCAUACACCCUUGCGAUCAGUAAAAUGAGCUGAAACGAAAUAACCUUACCCUGGUGGAAGGUAACCAUCUUCAAUCACUGAAGGUUUUUGUAUUCGGUUCCAGCUCUAAUUCUAUGCAGGAAAUUGCUCAGGAAUAAUUGGAAUGAACUAAUCUAUUGCGUUCUCAAAAUAUGUCCUCUUUGUGUGUCCUGUCCAUUCCAGGUAUGUAAAUAGCCACUAGGUGGCACCUAUGGAACAGUUGUGUCAAAACACAUCCAUUCCAGUCAGGGAACAGAUUCAUCCCCAUGGGCUAAUUACAUCAUUGUCACAUAUAAAACUCACUAAAGACAGCAAGGGAACAGGAGGAACUUAUUUAAAGCUGUUUAAUAUAGUGCUAUAAGAAAUUUAUUAAGGAUUUAUUUAUUGGUAGGGAAGGGUAAACUCUUGAGGAGAAUUAGUUUUAGUUUUGAAAAUAUUAAAAAGCUGCAGAUGCUGGAAAUCUGAAAUAAAAACAGAAACUGUUGGUAAAGCUCAGCAGGUCAGGCAGCGUCUGUGGAAAGGAGAAAUUUCAGAUCUGGGAUCCUUCCGACUGAGAGAGAAUGUUAGUGAAGGUGGGAGAGUGCAAUGGGUGGAACAAAGGGAAUUUUUCUAUCAGGGUAAAAUGUUGAAGCCAUUAAGGGCAGUUAAGCUCCUUUAUCAUAACUACAUUAUUUCUCCCUAUUAGAGAAAUUCCUCAAAUGUUGAUUGUUUUUCCUUCCAGAGAUGCUGCCUGACCUGCUGAGUUUUUCCAGCAGUUUCUGCUUUAUUUUCAAUCCUGAAUUUGGUGAAUAGAACACCAGACAACAGCCCUAUUUUUCUAACCACAGAAAGCCUUAUUUUCAAUAAACUGCUCCUGACUUUGACUCAGGCAUUAAUCCUUCUAGUAACAUGCUGUGCUGCCACUUGCUAUGUCUUGCGUCAGAAGUAGAUGGUGUUGCACAAUGAAAACAUAUCUUGAAGUGCUUGCUCCUCUUCCUCCCGAUUUACCAAAUUCAACACUCAUUGGCAUUAAGAGAUCAAGGCUCUAAGGGAACUGUUUAACCUUUGGCUCUGUUCCCCACUGCAGUGUCUAUUUCAUUGAAAACCGCCAUCUGUAAGAAUGCUAAAAUGUCAAGGUAAGACGAGUAGGAUAUUUUCAGGUGGGAGCUAAAUUUAGGGAAACUAUUAUCCCUUAAUUUGAGUAAAGUGAAUGUGGGAGUUUAAAACAGAACUAUGAAUGUAACGGUUAAUAAGGACUUCAGAAGAAACUGCUGAGUAGUGAAAAUGUUGAGUUUGCUAAUUCAUGGAGAAGUUGAUGCUCAUUAGCAUGAGGGGAAAAAGGAACAGGAGGAUAUGUUAAUUGUGGUGGAUGAGAUAGGUUAAAGAGCGAUUGAAUGUUAUAUUUCUUGUUUUUAAUUUAAGGUAAUUAUAUUAUUAUUGGAUAUUGGUUUGUUUUUAUCCUCCAUGAAAGUAAUUGUAAAGAAUCUAAUCCAAAUGCAAUUUUAUGUGUACAUACUACUGAAGUGGAACAUGUAGCACCAGUGACAAACUUUAGACAAGUAGUUUGGGGAGAGUCACAGAUGCAUACUUGUAUCUCAGUGAGAAUGCCACUCUGAAUAUAUCAACCAGAGCACUCUAUAUCAAUUUCAAUUCCUGAUCUUAAAAUUUAGUGUUCUGUUCUCAUUAACAUUUCUGUUUGUUCUCAACAACUGCCAUGGAAGUGAUUUAUUUUCCCACUUGUGCUGACCGAACAUGCAAAGCUACUGAUUCUAGGGAUUUUGAAGUAUAAAUACUUUUGAGGCUUUUCCUCACAUCUAAUCUGGGGAAUUGGGAGGAAAGAUCUUGAGCAUUAUUUUGCACUUAGACUUUGUUUUUACUUUUUGCACAGAUGACAGUUUAAUAAUCAAUUUGCUCGGUGUACCCACAAUGUAUCAUACUGUUACAGUGAUUUUCAUUGUCAUGAUUAUAGAACACUGGUUGUUGAGCUGGACUUUAAAUGCAACUAAUUUAUGAUCCAUUUGCUAUGUGUUACACUGGAGAAUUAAGUCAGUAAGUAGGGUCUUGUUUUUCAAGCUGUAUUUGUCAGCUUGUUUUAUGUAGUUUCUGGAAUAAUUCACACUGGAUAAUUUGGGUAGAUUUUUAAAAUGUCUUACUUGAAAGGAAUGUAAAAGAUACAGAAAAGAAUCUAGAAUAUUAGCAAAUCUGUGAUUUGAUUAUCUUGAUUUCUGUUGUAAUUACUCUAUCUUACUUAAUAAAUAUCUUUACCACAAUGA
Messenger RNA from Pristis pectinata (smalltooth sawfish), 6783 nucleotides. RefSeq names its product family with sequence similarity 174 member B (gene fam174b). The record is from RefSeq and is a predicted model, not a curated record. The transcript has 4 exons. Lineage: Eukaryota; Metazoa; Chordata; Chondrichthyes; Rhinopristiformes; Pristidae. Bases 1 to 588 code for a protein of 195 amino acids.